AUGAAGCAACAUCAACAACAACAGCAGCAGCAGUCUGUGGGUGUAUCAACAGCAGUAGCUGUGGAGAAUAAUCAGAGUCUGCCAAAUCAAGUACUCUAUGUGUGUGGUAAUUGUGGAAAUGAGCAGGAAUUGAAGUUAAUGGCGGAUGCUAUCAAGUGCAACCGAUGUGGACAUCGUAUCCUCUACAAGAAGCGUCAACGCCGUCUAGAAUCUUAUCCUCUUCUCGUCUUCUUCAGUGUAUCCCUUUUAAGAAUUACAUAUAUGCCAAGCUUUAGAGACGUUACUAAGAAGGCCGACGACCUGUUCAAUUCAGGUUAUUGUGAUGGAAAGGCAUGCGAGUUAGAGAAUAGUUCUAAGAAGGAUAAGCUCACCUUCAAGAAUAAGACCACUUUUGCUAAUUGUCCAUGUUAUUACACUACCACUGGUAACAACAACAACAACAGCACUGUUGCCAGUACUGAGAUUAAAUACACCAAUGCUAAUAUGGACAUCAUCUAUAAUAACACUACUGAUGGUAAAUCAACGAUUGAGGGUAAAUAUAAGGCUCUCCCAGUUGAUGGUCUAACCAUGUCUAGUAAGUAUGGACAUUGCAAGUCUGGUGAAGAUACUGCUAACAUUUCUGUCAAUUACAAGGGUGAUAUAUGCAAGCUCAAUCUCAAUAAUGUUAAUUACAAUCUUGAUAUGAAUGUUUAUGGUCCAAAGACAUCUCUAACAGAGAAUAUUGGUUGCGAGUUGUAUAAAGGAUUUGCUAUUGGUGGCGAGUUCACAUCACCUUUGAUUAAUGGUGCUAGUCUUAGAGGAUAUUGUCCAGUGGACUUCGAUCAUUCCAAGUUAUCCCUGGCUGUUGGUUACACUCAUAGUAACUACUUCUUGGGUGCUAAAACUCAAUAUGAUAUUACUAGUGGUAAUACUAACUUUACCGCAUCUAUCUAUUCAAAACAAGGCGAUCUAGAAGCCGCAUUACAGAGUAAAUAUACUCUUUAUGCUGACAAGCCUCAAUUAGCCAUUGCUGCUAAGUAUCGUCUCGAUGACAAGACUUCUCUUAAAGGAACUAUAUCUGAUGAUUUCAAGGCUCGUACUUUGGUUACCUACAUGUGUGGUGGUGGUGUUACAGCUAAUCUUGGUAUGAGUAUUGAUCCUAAGAAGAUAACUAAGAAUACUAAUGCUGGUGAUGCUUUCAAAUUGGGCACUAAGUUCGUAUUCAGUAGUUAG
Messenger RNA from Perkinsus marinus ATCC 50983, 1212 nucleotides. Its product is annotated as Voltage-dependent anion-selective channel, putative. Gene Ontology annotation, cellular component: RNA polymerase III complex; mitochondrial outer membrane; RNA polymerase I complex. Gene Ontology annotation, biological process: DNA-templated transcription; transmembrane transport. The coding region runs from base 1 to 1212 and encodes 403 amino acids. Gene Ontology annotation, molecular function: DNA binding; zinc ion binding; DNA-directed RNA polymerase activity. The transcript has 9 exons. The record is from RefSeq and is a predicted model, not a curated record. Lineage: Eukaryota; Perkinsozoa; Perkinsida; Perkinsidae.